This is a messenger RNA of Drosophila albomicans, 5733 nucleotides long. It is a transcript of the gene REPTOR, whose product is annotated as protein CREBRF homolog. The record is from RefSeq and is a predicted model, not a curated record. The coding region runs from base 1741 to 4191 and encodes 816 amino acids. Gene Ontology annotation, cellular component: nucleus. NCBI's taxonomy places the organism in Eukaryota, Metazoa, Arthropoda, Insecta, Diptera, Drosophilidae. Gene Ontology annotation, biological process: response to unfolded protein; regulation of transcription by RNA polymerase II. Gene Ontology annotation, molecular function: RNA polymerase II transcription regulatory region sequence-specific DNA binding; DNA-binding transcription factor activity, RNA polymerase II-specific. The transcript has 6 exons.
AUUACUUAAAAAGUAACUGUGUAUAGUUGUUGUGCUCAUAAUUCAAUUAGCGAGCAAUUAAAACAAGUCAGCAACAAGCGCAAACAAAUCGCUCGCGCUUUUUGAUCAUACGAGUUCCAGUUCCAAUUAAAUUAACUUUUGAGGUUCAGACAUAUGGUAUACACAAACACACGUAUAAUCGAAUAUUUAAACAAACUUGCUAAGGCGAUUAGAGGCGAAAAGCGCGAACUAGUUUCCAAGACAGCAGAAAACAACAAGAAGCAUGAAACAGAAUAUUCAAUCAUAAAAAACGAGCAAAGCAAGAAUAAAAAAAAGGUCCAUUAUAUUUGCAUAAAUAAAUGAAGCAACAAACAAAAAUAAAAAACAAAACAACAAAAAAUCGCUGCCAAAUUUGAAGAGUGCUGGAAUUUAACUACAAAAAUUCUGACGUUGACGCUGACGCCGACGCAAGCACGACGCGACGCUAAAGACACACACAUACGCACUCACUCACACACGAGCUCGCGAGUCGCGAGCGACCGAAGGCAGAGCGAGCUUUACUUCGGCUGCUCUCGUUGUCGACGUUCUCUGUGCACGCUUUGAUCAGUUGUUCGCAACGCGCUCAGCUGCUCGGUCGAAAUCCCCGCAAAAUUGACAGCAACAAAGAAUCGAAGAAAAAAAGAAACAACAAAACGAUAACACCGAAAGCUUUCCAGAGUUGUUGUAAAUUUUUGCCAUAAUUAUAAUACACAAUAAUAUUUUACGAUAUAUAUUUGGAUUUAACGUGUGUGUGCCAUCAAGUGUCGAACACGAGUGUUUUCUAAUAACAACACCCCGACAAACCAAAAGAAAAAAAUAUAAAAAAUCUAUUCGGAGCUUUUCAAUGUCAAAACUUCAAGUCUUACGUCAACAACAAUAACCCAUAAAAGUAUGUGUAUUUGCGUUUGUGUGCAUGCAUGUAUUAUUAAAAGUACAUGCAUAUAACAAUUCUUAGAGCUCUUAUGUACAUUGGGUAUUUGUAUGUAUGUUGUUUCUUGUUGCUUUCUGGUGACAAGCUGAUAAGAUUCGCCAGACGCGAGCCUGAAUAUGAAAUACUAAUUUAACUUAUCAAAUUUGAUACAAAAGUGUGCAUAGUUCUUAUGAUUAAGUGUAUAUGUGCUAUAUUAAAUAUUAUACACACAUAUUUCAGUCGGUUUUAAUCGCCACAUGUGUGACCCAGUUUAAAAACCCAACCAACAAAAAGCGUGACCAACAACAACAAUGAAAUACACAAUUUACAUAUAAAAUACAAAAUAAAAGAAAACGAAGAAGAAAUAAGCUUCUUCCCUUUGCGCCGCGUGUUCAUGCAUAUAAAUUAAUUAAUGGCUGCAAAUAAACAAUAACAAUUCUUCUAUAAGUAGCAGAAAUGUUUAAAUAAACACAGCAGCGAGUAUAAAUUCUCCCAACAAUUUUCAUAUUUCCUCAUCGUCUUACAAUUUGUGUUGAACACGGAAGUCAAAAGUUUGCCUCAUAAACGACGCCGACAUCGACGACGAUUUACAACUCUAUCUCUACUCCCUCUCAACUGGAAUUGUUUAUACUUUUUGUAUAGCACAGUCGAAUAAGCAAGUGUAAAGCAACUGCGCUCAAAGCAGCGCUUUAGCGCCUCUGGCGCCCAACUAAAUAGAGAGAUAGAGAGAAAGAGAAGGGUAGAAGAAGUAGAAGUAACAGCGGGAUCUGCAUCCUUCUUUCCCGCUCGCGACAUUCGUUCGAUCUCUCGCAAUGACUGAGAAUCAGGUGUAUCCCAUGUCAUCGGAAUUCUUUGACAGCGGCUCCAACAGCAGCAGCAAUCCAUUGAAAUACGAGCUCUACUCACUGGGCACCCCAACGUUGACGAUCAACACAGGCGGCAACUACAAUAACAUUUCAACAUCGAGUGCCAUCUCCAGCAGCAACAGCAGCAGCAGCAACAACACGACAACCAGCUACACAUCGAAUGUGAUGCUAAGCACAACAGCAAUUAGCAUACCGCGCAGCAAUAAUCCCAAUCAGAGCCAUCACCAUCUUCAUCAUCAUCAUCCGUAUCAUCAGCUGAGCGAGACGCCAACGUUGACGCCGACAACGCCACGCCAACAGCAUCUACUACACAUUCUGCCCAGCAUGGCGCAACAACAUCAACAGCAGCAACAACAGUUGCAACAGCAGCAGCAUCAACAACAACAACAGCAGCAGCAGCAGCAACAACAUGAGACACAACAAGCCCUGCAGCUGGGUGAACUAUCCGACUUUGGACUGGAUGCGCUGGACGCUUCUUCAUUGUCGCCCACUUUGCUGCAGGAUGUGAGUCUGAGCGCCGCCUCGCCGCUCAGCUCGACGUUGUACAGCAGCAGCAGUGGCAAUGCUGCCAGCAGCGGCUACUUUACGCCCGAUUUGAGCGCCAGUCUCAAUCUGAAUACGGUUCAUGAGCAAUCGCUGCUGCAGGAAGUGGUCAGCAACAGUGGUUUGCUGUACGAGAUGACCCCCAAUUCGAAUGCCAUGUGGAGCGAUAUUAGCAAUGCCAUUGUUCAUACCAAAAAUGAGCCAUUUAAUCUAGACGACGAUUACAUUUUUCCCAACGAUAAAGCCGAAAUACAGGCGAACGAUUUGAGUGAUUUGAAUGGUGGCGAUUUCUUGGAUGUCAUUGGCACCAUUGAAGACUUGCUGCCACAGCAGAAUGUGAACUUUUUACUCUCGCCGCAAUCUCACACAUCGGACCACUUGGUGGGGCCGCCACUCGAGUUGGAGUUGCUGCAACAACAGCAGCAGCAACAGUUGCAGACACUACUGAACCAAAGCCAACAGAUUCAACAGCAGCACCAGCAACAACAAGAGCAGCAGCAGCCAGGCGACACUUUCGAACUGUUCCACAGCACACCGCAUAAGCCGGCGACGCAGCAGCUGAGCUCGAGCUUCUCGCCGGGCAGCCAGGCAUCGCAAUCGCCGCUGACACCGCCUCCGCCACCGCAUGCCAACCGGUCGCAGUAUCAGCUGGUGAAGUCACGCAACAUGCAGGAGCUGCUGAAGAAGGGCAUUGUCAUGUCCUCACCUCCGGAUCGUCACUCCUUGCUCAGUCAGUCCGCUGCACUGAGUCCGGGUGGCGCCAGCAGCGGCUUCGGCAGUGUGAAUAGCACCACAACCACUUGUAAUGGCAGUGCAUCGGCUCAGGGCCAAGUGGUGAUCACAGCUGGGGCGGCGGGCAGUGUGCGCAAAUCGAGUGGUUAUCAGGGCGCAGUGGAGAACUCGCAAUUGUCGCGCUUGUCAUCGUCGGCGCCCACGCAUCUAGAUCGCGAGCACAUCUGGAUGCGACGUGAGCCCCGACAGCAUUUACUAUCCACCGGCUCGCUGGCCGAGGCCGAGAGCUUCUCAUCGCUGAGCACGGGCAGCGUGUUGUCCCCGGAUGGCAUUGAUUUCUCGCAAGACGAUGACGACGAUGCAUCCAGCGAUAACAGCGACAACUACGAUGACUUUAGCAGUGACAACGGUUCUGGCGAUGAGGAUGAGACACGCACUUCAACCCCAAAUCAGCUGAGUAGCAGCAAGGGCAAGGAGCGCUUCUUCUGGCAAUACAACGUACAGGCCAAGGGGCCCAAGGGCAAGCGUCUGGUCUUCCAAUCCAAGCUCGAGGAUCCACAUGUGCUCAACGAGGUCACCGAUCCGGUGUUCAGUCCCACCUGCUCUGUGCGCGGCAUAAAGUGUACAAAGCACAGCGGCAAAGCGCGUAAGGGAGAUGGCAACGAUUUGACUCCGAAUGCACGCAAGCUGCACAACAUUGGCAAGGAGUUGGACAAGCUGAGUCGCACCAUCAACGACAUGACGCCCGUUUCGGAGCUGCCCUUCAAUGUGCGACCCAAGUCGCGCAAGGAGAAGAAUAAGCUCGCCUCGCGAGCUUGUCGACUCAAGAAGAAGGCCCAACACGAGGCCAAUAAGAUCAAGCUCUAUGGCUUGGAGAUUGAGCACAAGCGUCUGAUGAACAGCAUUGCCGAGUUGAAACAGGCGCUGGCACUCAAGCAUCGCACAAAGAGUCAGGGCGAGUCCACCGAGGAGGUGGAUCUGCAAAUUCAACGCAUUUAUAGCACAGCAUCAUCUGGCAUACGCAUUGCGGGCGGCUCUACUGAUUUUGUGAACAAGGUCUUGGAGAACAUGCGUGGCGGUUUGCCCAACGGAGGCCUGGAGGAGCUGCGUAAAUCAUCGUAGACCAAAAAAGCAUAACUAUAACGAACCGCCCAUCAACUUUAGUUGUAAGCCAACACGAAAAAAAAAUGAAAGCUAGCUUGUAACGCAAUCCACACGCCCCAAAAUCUACCUGAAACGAAAGAAAAACAAUAAGCCAACCUACCAACUUACCAAACAAUCAAUCAUUUUCGAAAAUGUUCUGCUUGAGUGAUAAAUACUUAUGUUGAUAUGAUGAUAACAGAUAGAGAAGGAUAGAGCGAAAGAGAGAGAGAGAGGAGAGUGAGUUAAAGAGAGAACGAUGUAACUGUGAUUUAAGAGCCUGGCGUAGCAUGCAACAGAUGAUAUAUGCCACACAUAUGUGAAACUAUGUGUCGAAACUAUUUUGUCAAACGCGCUAAAGAUUCCCUGGAAAUUCCCUGGCACAACUAACCGAGAAAUGAAAUGAAACGAAACAAAAUGCAAACAAAGAGGCAACUACAAACAAACAAACAAAAAUCAACACACAAAUCUAUAAAAACAAUUACAAAAACAUAAAAAUAUUACGUCAUUUGUUUAGCGAGUAAGAAAACAUGUUAUUAAGAAGCAAGCGAAAAAGCGAAAGAAAUGUUGAAUGAAUGCGUCUUGGAUUUAGCUACCAGAUUUACCUGUUUACAACAUAAGAAUUGAAUUGAUUUGUUUUCAACAAUUGCAUGCGAUUGCGAUCAAUUGUAAAAAGAAAUAUAGGUAGUUACAUAUAAACACUCAUAUGCAUAUGUGUGUGUAAUCAGGUGCGAUUUAUUUUGUUUAAUUUUUGAUGCUUCUUUACAUGAAUAAUAUUAAUGUUACAAUUGGUUCAAUGUUUAGUACUAAGUUUUUACAAAUUCGAUACCAACUGGAGAGCUUUUAUCAUGCAUAUACUAUUAUUAACAUUAUGUUUGUUAUAUACCCCCCUCGAUCCUAAAUUCCUCUCCCAUUUAUCAAUUACCAAUUACCACUUACCACUAGGUUAUCAGCAGUUUGUUGCAGUUUACAAUUUCUAUUAUUAUUUAAUUCAAAUCGAAAAACAUGCAUAAUCAAUGUGAAAUGUGUUAUGCAAAUGUGUAUUUUUAAUUAAUUUUACAACAAUAUACAUAUGGACUAAAUAUGUAUGUUCACAUAUAAAUAUGUAUAUGUUCAUAUAUUUAAACAUGUAUGCAUGGUGAUAUAAUUUUACUUGUCUUUUGUUAAUGUGAAACCCUUUGGCUGCGAUAUGCUUUUUGGUUUUGCCCCAAUUCUAAUUUUUAAGUUUUCUAUUAUUCGUAUCAUAUUUUACGAUUUUGCAUAUAAAUUACCUUCAAUAUAAACUAUCUAUAUCUACAUAUAUACCUACAUAUAUCUUUAUCUAUAUACUAUACGUGUAUAAAUCAUAAUUUAUUAACAUAAGCAACAACAACAACAACACACACCUACGAUUGAACUUCAAAUUCAAAUCCUACAUUACUUUUGGUUUCUUCUUACAUUUAGUUACGGGUCGCUCUUUGAAAUGCAUACGAAUAAGUUUCAAAUACAAAACACCAAAAAAAACCAAAAAACAAAACAACUUAA